AUGUCCACUCUUCAUACAGAACCAUUAGAACAAGAAGAUCAAGAUGCCAUUAUUCUUGAUGCUAGAUCUGGAGAUCUAGAAUCAUUGAAGGACAUAUUUACAACGUUAAUUCAUCCAAAAUUACUACUUACGAUUAAGGAUUCCGAGACAAAAUCCACACCUCUACAUAUGGCAGCAGGUAAUGGACAUGUCGAGGUGAUUAAAUAUCUUCUAUCAUUAAUUGAAGGUAAGGAGAAUCAAACUAAAUACAUAAAUCAAGUUAAUGAUACAGGCAAUACGGCUUUACAUUGGGCUGCAUUAAAUGGAAAACUAGAUGUUGUAGAACUUAUUUGUGAAGAAUAUGAUGCGGAUCCGUUUAUUAGAAACCAAUUUGGUCAUGAUGCUAUUUUUGAAGCUGAAAAUAACGGCAAAGAAGAUGUGGAAACCUACUUCUUGAAGAAAUACGAUGUCGAGCCUGAAAAUGAUGAUGAAGACGAUAAUGGUGAAGAAAGUACAGAGGAUAAUAAUACAGAAGAAGGAGAAUCAUUCCAUGUGGAAACCAAAGAAGGACAUGAGAUUGAACAAGUGACAAAGGAAGCCACUGAAGCUCUCAGGGAACGCACUGAAAAACUAGCAUCGAAUAAAACGUCAUCAACAUAUUUCCACCGUUAUAUAUUUUAA
Naumovozyma dairenensis CBS 421 is the source of this 660-nucleotide messenger RNA. It is a transcript of the gene YAR1, whose product is annotated as Yar1p. Bases 1 to 660 code for a protein of 219 amino acids. Gene Ontology annotation, molecular function: protein binding. Lineage: Eukaryota; Fungi; Ascomycota; Saccharomycetes; Saccharomycetales; Saccharomycetaceae. The record is from RefSeq and is a predicted model, not a curated record. The transcript has a single exon.